Oldenlandia corymbosa var. corymbosa is the source of this 2644-nucleotide messenger RNA. Lineage: Eukaryota; Viridiplantae; Streptophyta; Magnoliopsida; Gentianales; Rubiaceae. The record is from the annotation of a GenBank genome assembly.
AUUCGGCCAGAGCAUUACCCAUGUUGGUGUUUUGAGAUAAAGAAUGCUACAUGUGUUACAUAAAUUUUUGACUAAUUCAAUCAAAUAAUCACAAGUAGGAAAACAUUUUCAUAGGGAGUAAACAAAGAGAGCUUCAAAAUUAAUGAAUGCCAACCUUAUCUAAUAUCUAUCGUUUUGCGAAGUCAUAACUAUUUCAAACUGCUAUUGACUCAGAAGUUCUUUCUUUCUGUUGAGUGUUGAUUACCAACUUUCAAACUGUAUCGCAAAUUUGCAGCUAAAUUCAUUCUACAUGCAAAACUAGAAUCACUGCAAUUUCCCAACAUCAGAACCGGAAAUAACCCAUUUUUAUGGCUCAAAAUUAUAAAGCUUUGGAUUUGAUCACCGUCUCUGAUAUACUUUCUUUGGGCAUAGCCGAAGAGGAAGCAGAGCAACUUCACGAGAAGCUUACUGAAAUCAUUCGUGAUUACGGGGCUGCAACUCCUCAGACAUGGAAGCAUAUCUCCAAAGACCUUCUCAACCCGGAACUUCCCUUCCUUUUUCAUCAGAUGAUGUAUCAUGGUUGCUACAAGGAUUUUGGGCCCGACCCUCCUGCCUGGUUGCCUGACCCGGAAACUGCUAAGUUAACUAAUGUUGGGCAACUAUUAGAAAGCCGUGGAAAUGAGUUUUUGGGAACAAAAUAUGAAGAUCCCAUCUCCAGUUUCAGUGAUCUUCAGGAAUUUUCAGUGUCCAAUCCGGAGGUGAACUUUUCUCGGAAUUAAUGUACCUUGGUGCUCUUACUGGAAGUUCAGCUCUUCAUGUCCAAUCAUAGUGACUGGGAUCUUGAUCUCCAUGAGUGUUUAAUUUCUCAAACCAUUUUUUCCCUCAGGUUUACUGGAAAGCUGUUUUCGAUGAAAUGAAUGCAUCUUUCUCGGUAGAACCCGAAUGCAUUUUAGGAGAGAAUCCAUCUUACCCUGGAGGCCAAUGGCUACCUGGUGCUUAUUUUAAUCCAGCAAAGCUUUGUCUGAGUGAAAAUAAGAAAAGGGCGAGGGAUGAUGUAGUUAUACUGUGGCGUGAUGAAGGAGAUGAUAAAUUGCCUCUUCAAACGAAAACACUUAAAGAGUUGCGCUUUACAGUUUGGCAAGUUGCACAUGCACUUGACACUCUGGCUCUGGAUAAAGGAUCUGCAAUCGCUAUAGAUAUGCCAAUGGAUGUGAAUGCUGUCGUGAUCUACCUAGCCAUUGUACUUGCUGGUUACGUAGUAGUAUCCAUUGCAGAUAGUUUUGCACCAACUGAAAUAUCCACAAGGCUGAAAAUAUCAAAUGCCAGAGCAAUUUUUACUCAGGAUCUUAUUCUGCGUGGAGACAAGAAAAUACCACUGUACAGUAGAGUAGUUGAUGCACAAGCUCCCUUGGCAGUUGUAAUUCCUACCGGAGGUUCCAGUUUCAGCAUGAAAUUACGUGACGGCGACAUCUCUUGGCAGGAUUUUUUAAAGAGAGCAGAACUUUCAAAGGAAGUUGAAUAUACUGCUGUUGAGCAACCAAUUGAAGCAUUCAGUAAUAUUCUCUUCUCUUCUGGAACCACAGGUGAUCCAAAGGCAAUUCCAUGGACUGUUGCAACACCUUUGAAAGCCGCUGCUGAUGGAUGGUCUCAUUUGGAUAUUCGCCGAGGCGACAUUGUUGCUUGGCCUACUAAUCUUGGGUGGAUGAUGGGUCCUUGGUUGGUUUAUGCUUCACUGUUAAAUAGUGCUUCAGUAGCUCUAUAUAAUGGGUCACCCCUUGGUUCCGGAUUUGCCAAGUUUGUUCAGGAUGCCAAAGUUACUAUGCUUGGUGUGAUCCCAAGUAUCGUGAGGGUGUGGAAGACUACAAAUGCUACAGUUGGCUGUGAUUGGUCAACCAUCCGUUGUUUUGGCUCAACUGGGGAGGCAUCAAGUGUAGAUGAAUACCUGUGGCUGAUGGGAAGAGCUCUUUACAAGCCUGUUAUUGAAUAUUGUGGAGGUACAGAGAUUGGUGGAGGAUUUAUUACUGGUUCGAUGGUGCAGCCGCAGUCUUUGGCAGCUUUCAGCACUCCAGCAAUGGGUUGUAGCUUGUUUAUUCUUGGCGAGGAUGGUUCCCCUCUGCCAUCAAAUUUAGCUGCCAUAGGAGAACUGGCGCUUGGUCCUACCAUGUUUGGAGCUUCAAGUACACUCCUGAAUGCAGACCAUAAUGCUGUGUACUUCAAGGGGAUGCCAGUCUGGAAUGGGAAGGUCUUAAGAAGGCACGGAGACGUGUUUGAGAGAACCACAAAGGGAUACUAUCAUGCACAUGGGCGUGCUGAUGAUACAAUGAAUCUUGGUGGGAUCAAGGUAAGUUCAGUAGAAAUCGAGCGCAUUUGUAAUGCAGUGGAUAGUAAUAUCCUCGAGACAGCAGCUGUUGGAGUGCCUCCUCCUGGUGGUGGCCCUGAGAGGUUGACUAUCGCUGUUGUGUUCAAGGAUUCCAGCAGUUCUGCUACCACCGACCUAAACACACUGAUGCAGUCUUUCAAUUCGGCACUGCAGAAAAAGCUGAACCCUUUAUUCAAGGUUUACAAUAUUGUUCCCUUACCUUGCCUUCCAAGAACUGCAACAAACAAGGUCAUGAGAAGGGUUCUGCGGCAGCAGUUCACUCAAAGCGAAAACUCCAGACUGUGA